This is a messenger RNA of Exophiala xenobiotica, 5670 nucleotides long. RefSeq lists its product as uncharacterized. Gene Ontology annotation, cellular component: cytosol; RQC complex. Lineage: Eukaryota; Fungi; Ascomycota; Eurotiomycetes; Chaetothyriales; Herpotrichiellaceae. Gene Ontology annotation, molecular function: ribosomal large subunit binding; ubiquitin protein ligase activity. The record is from RefSeq and is a predicted model, not a curated record. The coding region runs from base 88 to 4887 and encodes 1599 amino acids. Gene Ontology annotation, biological process: rescue of stalled cytosolic ribosome; ribosome-associated ubiquitin-dependent protein catabolic process. The transcript is spliced from 2 exons.
CAUCGACAGCCACUCCGCAAAGUACACAAAUGAUCGACUCGUGUUCCUUUUCAUUCAAACCGCUACAUUGAGGCAGGCCGCGGCAGCAUGAGCAAAAAGUUUAAAUCGCAGGCUUCAAGCGCUCGUGCUGCUUCUGCUGCGUUCGGAUCGUCCUCCUUCGGCUUCGGGCCCCCUUCAGCUGGCUUCCAGACUGCGCCGUCGUCCCUCUCAUAUAUCGCAGAACAGCCAGACUUGACCAGUAUUGCUGAUCCCCACCUUGUGGUUGCGCUGAGAAACCUGAGCAAGAAGGACAGUGUCACCAAAGCCAAAGCCCUCGAGGAGUUACAGGAAUAUGUCAACUCUACCGCAUCCACCCCAGCAAUCGACGCUGGCCUGUUAGAAGCAUGGGUCAGCCUGUACCCGCGUACCUCCAUCGACAAUGCACGCCGAGUUCGUCUCCUGGCACACAUUCUUCAAGGGUCUCUCACUGUUCUCUCCGGCAAGCGAAUUGCACCUUCCCUACCAAAAGUCAUCGGACCGUGGCUGUCGGGUGUCUACGACAGCGACAAGGCAGUGGCCAGAGCUGCACAAGAGUCGAUUGCGGCCUCAUUCACCACUGAUGAGAAGAGAAGGGCACUGUGGAAGGUGUACAAGAUAGCCCUCCUCGACUAUGCCGAAGAUGCCAUCUUCGUACAGACUGCUACGACGCUUAGUGACGAACGCUCGACGACACCUGAAGAUGCCGAGGCAAAACACGUUCGCGUGGUCGGAAAUGCGAUGUCCUUGUUGAGUCAAGUCAUAAAAGCCAACCUCUCUACUGCUGAGUCCGAUAAGACAGACAUUCGCAGCCGUGUUCGAGAAGCUGUACAGAACAAGAAGCUCUGGGAAUACUCUUACCAUGCUGAUCCCACACUGAGGAGAGCAGCAUGCAGUCUGGCCCUAGUGUGCUCUCAGAUACUGCCGUCGGACCUGGAUUGGAGAGCCAUAAGCUCCUGCUUUGUUGGUAAAGCCCUGCACAGCAGUCAAAUCGGUUCGUCAGGCCACCUCUCGGAAGUCAUCCUGGCCCUCACAUCGUCGCACCCGGAGAUCUGGACGGUAGACUACACAUCCAAGACUUCGGCCACGAAACGACUCUUUCAAUAUCUGAGGCACGGGUCCCAGCGAGGGUCUGCAGAUUUCUGGAGAAAUGUCUCCCUUCUGCUAAGGAAGAUACCUUCUGAGCUUUGGACAGAAGGCAAGAGUGAUGGCAGUAUCAAUCCACAGACACUUGAUGAUCUUGUUGAGGCCCUGCGUGCAGGUGUCACCAGUACGGAUGAGCCUCGGCAGAAUCUCGAUAUUGCUUGGUCUGUCUACGUAGAUCUAUCAUUCUGGUUCAUCGAGAAGAUUGGCCAGGAGGAGUCCAGAUCAGCAUUCCUGUCCCAGCAAGUCUUGCCUCUUCCUGUCCAAUAUGUUGUUUCUGAUCCUCAACAAACUCUGUGGGCCAUGCCUGCAUCAAUUGGUACGAAGAUUUCAGGAACUGUACUUGUGGAGCUCAUUCGACAUGGCCUAAAAUCCUCAUUCGACGCAGCAUGGCGUCAACUCUGCCAGCAUUUGGUCAAUAGCAUGAAAAUGUCAUUGCCGGAAUCAUCCAAAGAUUUUACAAGAUCUCAGGACGGCGUUGUCGCUCAGUCGAAACGACUUCUCGGUCUCAAGUCCUUCGUGCUGCAGUCUGACCAGCUUGAUGCCUCCGGGCGGACCUUCGCAAAAGACGUGUUUCAACGUUCCGAUGGAGAGUUGGUGGUUGCUGCAGCGGAACUUUUGAGAACCCGAAAUGGCAAACCCUAUGGAGCUGCCUGUGUUCUUGAAAGCGUCUCAGUAGGAGUCGAAUCUUCGGACAGCUUACAAGUCUUGACCAGCUUCCUGCAAUCGGACGCUCUGGACCUCUUGACUAGCCCAUCUGCGGAGUAUCUGAUGGUGGUUAUCCUCCGUAUGCACCAAGACCUGGGACCAGCUGUUGCAAGAUUGAUUGACGCCAAGGGCAAUGUUUUCGCCGCAAAGGCUUUGGAAAAUCUCUUGCUCGAGAUCCCAGAGCCGGCGCUAUCGAAGCUCGAGGAACUCCAAACGUUUGUUUUGCAGAAAAUAUCUCAAGACUUUGCAGUGGAAGCUACUCAAUCAAUGGCAAAAUCACUUUUCAAGAAUGCCAAUCUACAGUCUUCUCAGUUUCGACGACUUUGCGAGGAGAGGAUAGUUAGCCAGCUAUCCCCAGAAUCACCACCACACUUGGAUCAGGCUAUCCUCCGCGUCCUCACAAGUCUCUUGACUGACUCCCGCUCCAGGUCUUCGGUGCUCUCCGAGGAACUGGGAAGUGGCCUUCUCUCCAAACUUCUAUUGUUGUCUGAUGUGGAUGACUCCGACACUGCCGAGCUUGCCACAUCGCUGAUUCCAAAGCUCAAAAUGAUUUCUUCGAGCUCCAGCUCUACAGCUACUUCUUCAACAGCGGUGGUUGCGGAUCAGCUGUCAGGAAAAGGCACCCCACUCGGUAUAUUCGUACUCAUUGAUCUGGCCAAGGAUACAUUGAGAGACGCACCAUCGGGCGGUGAAUCUGACUUGAUAUCAAGCGUCAUCCCCUCCGAGGCUCAGUGGGAAAAUGCACUUGAACCACAUGUCUCCAGUCGACGGCCUCUGUCCCUGACAAUUACAAGCAUCCUUCAUGGCUUGCUGUUCCUGGUGCGGGACCAGACGACGUCCCUCCAAGCAGACGAUUUUCGGGACGCGGACGAAUUUUCUCUUCUCUUCAGGCUGGUCUUAUACGCAACCAAAAUUGUCGGCGAGUCUAAUAUCCUUGACCGCCUAUCUCCAGACCAAUUACGAAAUUUGUAUUAUUACUACCCUCUUGCAUUGCAGCUGGUCAAUGAAAAGUUAACAAUGGAAUCUGCCAACAACAUUUGGCUCAAUACUAGCCACGAGGUGACUGAUGAGGCUGCCGACGUGCUCUCUCAAGGUAAUGCAUUAAUACAACGAUGGACCGGCAAUGAUGCCAUGGUGAAGUCGUGGAUGCAACACAUCCGUUCGAUCACGAACUUGACAUAUCGCUCUUACCUUCAGGGCUUAACCUUCACAGAUAUUGCAUCACGGUUCGUAGACGAGCAUGGGCCUGCGCUUAUCAUGUCUUCCUUCGAAGCCGAAUUCAAGGACACGCAUCGAUCAGCGGAUGUGGUACUCUCUGCGAGCCUAAUCUGCUCUUGCCGCGAUCAGCUUGUCAGCUCGCAGCAGGGUCGAAAAUUGCUUAACGAAUUGAUUGCUGCAUGCACAGACAUAAAAGCGUCAGCCACGUCCACGUCAGGUCUUUGGCCUGUAGCUCUGCUUGAUCUCCUACUGAACGGCGACGCUGAGCCCCUAGAGGCAAUUCCCACGCAACGGAUCGUUUUCUUGAUGCAGGCACUUGUACGACUUCUGGACGUAUCUUCAGAGAACGUCGCUCUCCAGACUCUGGCCGUCAAGAUCCUUGACCCGGUCCUCUCCAUGACCAGGGACAUUUAUGGCGAUCACUGGGAGCAAAUUCUCGAAUAUCUCAACGCUCUUUGGCGCCAGGAGCAUGGUUUGGAUGAUGGUCUGCCUCUCAUUCAUGCCUCACUUCGCCUCUACGGGCGGCUAAAAUCAGUCGCCAGCGCAGAAGAUAGCAACGAAGACUUUGCCGAUGCCUGGAAAACAGGGCAAUCUGCCCUUGAGGAAGGCUUGCUCUUAUGUCUGCAAACUUUCAACAUCCCCAGCGCUCAGACGAACCAACCGCGCCUUAUAACGGCAGAACUCCUCCAGAGACACCUUGCACAAGUGUCUGUCCGCCAUGACCCGAAGCUAUAUGCACUGCUCCCCUCGGCAGACAAUGCGAUUCGCGGUGCAGCGUAUGGUCUGCUCCAUCGCUCCAUCCCCGCAGAACAGGAACAGAUCUCAAUCGAGAUCGCGCUAGAGAAGAAGGUUGCACAUCUCCCAGAAGAACUGAUGUCACUCCUGACAGAGACGCCUGGAUCGGCUAAUCAGGCAGGCGGCGUCCUCCGCCAGAGUUAUUUGCUCAGCUGGGAUUUAGUUUUUGACCACUUUACGACCUCUUCUUACAAGGUCCAGGAGAUGUACACGGCGGAUAUUAAGGACCGAGGCGUCCUGUCAGGCCUUUUGGAACUCAUCUGUGAGAUUUGCAUGAUCACCAGUGGUCGGCCACUCGACGCUUCGAAAGUGAAUUUCACAGGUUUGGAAUAUGGUUCAGCGGACACUGAGGAGCAAGAAGAGCGACGACUCAGCAUGCAUCUCUACUAUUGUUGUUUAUUGUAUCUGCCCAGCCUCACCAGGAGCUGGUUCAUUGAGCAGAAGAAUCGCGUCAAAUCACCAUUGGAAAGCUGGACUCAGCGAUACUUUUCGCCAACAUUGGUGUUGGCUGCGACCCGAACCGUUACUGAAUGGGCAGCAAGUCAAUCACAAGAAGAAAAUGAAGCCGCCAUCAAUGUUAAGGCAUCACUGAGCGGAUUCGAGACCGUGGCGUCAAUCGCCAUCGAUCCGGAGUCUCCUCCAAUAUCCAUAGCUAUCUCUUUGCCGUCCACCUAUCCGCUCGAUUCGCCUACAGUGGCCUCCCGCACUCGAGUCGGAGUUUCUGAUAAGAAUUGGCAAUCAUGGUUAAGGACUUUCCAGAUUAUCAUCUUCAGUACCGGGAGUAUCAUUGAAGGGCUCAUCGCAUUCCGGCGCAAUGUCCAGGGCGCUCUGAAAGGUCAGAGUGAAUGUGCUAUUUGUUACAGCAUCAUUGGCACAGAUAUGCAAACUCCCAACAAACGAUGUGGGACAUGUCGCAACACCUUUCAUGGCAUUUGCCUCUUCCGGUGGUUCAAGAGCUCGAACAGCUCGAGUUGUCCGCUUUGUCGCAACAAUUUCAACUAUGCUUGAAACAACUUUUUCAGAGCUUACGUUGACGGCUUCACAACCGAGCAGUCUCACGACAGCAUUCCCGCGCAGCACAUGCAAUUCACCUUUCGAGGUCUAGAGGGUGCUAGACAACUACUGUGCUGGGUGUCAUAGUACUGAAAAAGGGGGUCCUUCGCGCAGAGGUGCCGGGCACAGGGCGGCAGCUCGAGCAGGACAGGACGUAGUGCAGAAGCCAUCUCGACUUGCCGUCCCAUUUCGGGCCUUUGACGCGUCCCGAUCAUCGGGCUACACGCGGAGCAUACCAAGCGCUGGGAAGCUCCUUGACCGAGUGACGGAACAGUUUGCUUGGUGAGAAAGUCAUCGAGGCCAUCUGUCAACUUUCUUCUGGUCCUCCAGGGCCUGGUUAUCCCGAAUAAUGAACUAAGCUUCAUCAAAUAAACUAGGUUUCAAGCCAUGCCAGCGGGCCUCCGCUCGAUAAGCGAAAGGGCAAUCGGGAGCCCCGCCUCUGCUGGUAUUGGUACGGACAUAUCGCCGGACAAUGUUACCAGGACUCCCAUACCUACCAAGCCCUACAGCCCAGAUUCUUUCGCAGAGAUGAGCAGUCAGAAGCUUGGGGACUCACCUCUACUUCUUGCCGUUCCAAGAUCAGUACGCGACCAGCCCAAGCGGAUUGUUUAAGAUGGCCGGGUGAUGAAAGCGAGAAGUCUUGCCUGAAGUGAAGAUGGUCAGUCUUGGGCACGGGCACAGGGACAUCAGUAGCAAUUAAAUGCAAUUUAAUCUCGGACAGUUAGACCUCUGAUACGU